CUAGGUCACUGAACAACGAAAAACCGACCAGAAAGCUAUUGAUAAGCCAAUCCUUGCCGCUAUCAAGAAGAAUCCAGAGCACAAAUUCCUCUUUGGUUAUCUGGGAUCACGAUUCAUGUUGGGAAAGAGGCAAUAUCCUCACAACAUGGUGUUCUAA
Molecule: messenger RNA, 157 nt
Organism: Strongylus vulgaris
Lineage: Eukaryota; Metazoa; Nematoda; Chromadorea; Rhabditida; Strongylidae
Source: the annotation of a GenBank genome assembly